AUGCCACCGCAGCCAUGCCAAAUCUGCAAGACGGCGAGAGCCCAGAUUCUACGUCCGAAGAAUCACGCCAGGAUCUGUGCACCGUGCUUCAUCGCACUCUUCGAGAGCGAAGUGGCCGAGACGAUCAUUUCUGCCAAACUAUUCGAGCCUGGUGAACGAGUGGCAAUCGGAGCUUCCGGUGGCAAGGAUAGCACCGUCCUCGCUUCUGUGCUCAAGACACUCAACGACCGCCACGGCUGGGGCUUGGAUCUGGUUCUGCUUUCGGUAGACGAAGGCAUCACGGGUUACCGAGAUCACAGCCUCGAGGCGGUCAAGAGACACAGCGCGCAGUAUGAGCUCCCCCUGAAGAUUGUGAGCUAUGCGGAGUUGUACGGCUGGUCCAUGGAUCAGGUCGUCGCGCAGGUCGGGAAGAAAGGCAAUUGCACCUACUGUGGCGUCUUCAGACGGCAGGCGCUGGAUCGCGGCGCUGCCAUGCUGGGCGUGGCGCAUGUUGUGACCGGUCACAAUGCAGACGAUGUGGCAGAGACCGUGCUUAUGAAUCUCCUCAGAGGUGAUUUCCCCCGACUGAGUAGGGCAACGAGCAUCAUCACGAGCACGCCUUCUGCCAAAAGUGUAACCUCCCCAGAUGGCAAGGUUGGCAUCACAAAUGUGAAGCGAUCGAAGCCACUGGUGUACGCUUAUGAAAAGGAGAUUGUACUUUACGCACAUCACAAGAAACUGGAUUACUUCAGUACCGAAUGUCUUUACAGUCCAGAGGCGUUUCGUGGGUCCGCACGAACGCUCAUAAAGAACCURGAGCGCAUCCGGCCAGAGAGCAUUCUUGAUGUCGUUCGAUCAGGAAUUGACAUGGCGAAGCUCGUCCCGGAUGCGGACGGUAAUUGCAGAGGUGGGUGUAGCAGUAGCGAAGCGAAAGGUGCCGAGGACGAAGCCGCUGGAGGUUGCGGCAAUGCCAAUGGGAAGUCCAGUGGCGGUGAGAUGGCAGAAAUGGAAAAGAAGCUCCGCCAGGACGAAAUCGCCGCCGUAAAUGGUAAUGAGACCGAGAUCAAGAUGCCCGCAAAGUCUGGCAAAACUUACGACAGAGACACUCAAGAAAUUUCGAUUCGGCCGAAGAAAGAGAAGCAGCAUAGUCAUCAGCCGGUUCGUAAUACUGGGAAGCCCAAGCAGAAACUUGGACAGUGCGAGCGUUGUGGCUACUUGUCUUCUCAGGCUGUUUGCAAGGCUUGCAUGCUAUUAGAAGGUCUCAACAAAGCGCGUCCUCGGACUGAGAUUGAAGUCUCUGAGGGUGGCGGAUCAGGAUGA
Ramularia collo-cygni is the source of this 1299-nucleotide messenger RNA. Its product is annotated as probable PP-loop ATPase superfamily protein. The transcript has a single exon. Gene Ontology annotation, molecular function: tRNA binding. Gene Ontology annotation, cellular component: cytosolic tRNA wobble base thiouridylase complex; mitochondrion. Lineage: Eukaryota; Fungi; Ascomycota; Dothideomycetes; Mycosphaerellales; Mycosphaerellaceae. The record is from RefSeq and is a predicted model, not a curated record. Gene Ontology annotation, biological process: tRNA wobble position uridine thiolation. The coding region runs from base 1 to 1299 and encodes 432 amino acids.